AUGGGAGAUAGAAAGCCAUCGGAAUAUUAUAGAUCGUUAGCUCUUCUCGCUGGUUCCAAUUUUAGUUCAGAUGUAUUUACCAAACUUUGGCUACGUAAGCUUCCUAAAAGCUUAAAUGUGGCAUUGACGGGAUCAAAUAUAAGUGAUCAUAAUGAAUUAGUUCAACUAGCUGAUAGAUUAUGGGAAGUAAUUUACAAUGGUGAAAUAUGUAGUGUCAGACAAGCUUCUAGAAGUUCUAAUAUAGAACAAAUUGUUCAAAACCUAACCUCUUCUUUAUGCGAAAAUAUAAAUAAAUUAACACUGGAAGUUGGUUCGCUUAAAAAGGAAUUGGAAACACGAAAAUCACGUCCGUUUUAUAGGAGAUAUAGUAGAAGUAGUUCACGAUCUCGUGGUCGUUCACCAAACGGAAACUGGCUUUGUCGUUUUCAUUACAGAUUUGGUAACCAAGCCAGAAAAUGCGAACAACCUUGUUCAUUUUCGAAUGAAAAUUCAACAAACUAA
Lucilia sericata (common green bottle fly) is the source of this 501-nucleotide messenger RNA. RefSeq lists its product as uncharacterized. The record is from RefSeq and is a predicted model, not a curated record. Bases 1 to 501 code for a protein of 166 amino acids. The transcript has a single exon. NCBI's taxonomy places the organism in Eukaryota, Metazoa, Arthropoda, Insecta, Diptera, Calliphoridae.